Molecule: messenger RNA, 874 nt
Organism: Drosophila nasuta
Lineage: Eukaryota; Metazoa; Arthropoda; Insecta; Diptera; Drosophilidae
Exons: 2
Coding region: 56-874 (272 amino acids)
Source: RefSeq, a predicted model, not a curated record
UGUAGAAGAGAAGAACACGCAAGUUAAUUCUUAAGUCCUAAAUCAGAUAAUCAAAAUGGAAGAUAAGAAGCUUAAUAUACAACUUGAAGAAAAUGAUAUUUCUCAGAAUAGCCUCGAGAACAAUUUGAUCGAUAUCAGUUCAAAUUUGUUUGAAUCAUCAUGCUUUAAGGCUGUUAAGCAAUUGAUGGAACACUCCGAUAAGAAAGCGGAAUUCAAGGAAUUUAUUUAUAUGGUGCACAUGAGAGAUAAUCAAUUAAUGGACAUAAAAGAUAAACUCUCAGAUUUUGAGCAGCAAAUCCUGGAGAAGAAUAAAUUAAUAGACAAUUUGAAAAGGAAAAUGCAUUUAUCAGAUGAAGCAAAAAUUAAUAACUAUGAAAGAACGAUUACAGAAACCAACAAGAUCAAUGCUGAAACAAUUAAGGCUAAGGAUCAACUAAUAGAAACACUUAAAGAAUCACUUGAGUUAUCUAAAGAUAAUCGAAAGCUAUUAGAUAGUAAUCAAUUAGCAAUGACAACAAGAAUAGAUCUUCUUUUGGCUCAACAGGCAACUGCUAAUGAGAAUAUGAUUGAAAGAGAUAAUGAGAUUAUACGGCUAAAAUCAAUAAUUGAUACAAAAGAGGUAGAAAUUAAAGAAAAUAUAAAAAUUAUUGACGAAAUGAAAGAUGAAAUAAAAACUGCUAAUGAGAAUAUGAUUGAAAGAGAUAAUGAGAUUAUACGGCUAAAAUCAAUAAUUGAUACAAAAGAGGCAGAAAUUAAAAGUAAUAUUAAAACUAUUGAAAAAAUAACAAAAAAAUUAGAUUUUUAUGUUAGGCGAAAUAAUAUCCUUGAAGAUAUAGCAACUGAUUCUUUUGUAAACGGCUGGCUUGAUAAUUAA